Molecule: messenger RNA, 368 nt
Organism: Staurois parvus
Lineage: Eukaryota; Metazoa; Chordata; Amphibia; Anura; Ranidae
Source: the annotation of a GenBank genome assembly
CACUGCUGGGCUGCACUGAUGGGCACUGGUGGGUGGCACUGGUGGGCACAGGUGGGUGGCACUGCUGGGCAAAGGUCAGUGGCACUUCUGGGCACAGGUGUGUGGCACUGCUGGGUGGCACAGGUGGGUGCACUGCUGGACACAGGAGGGUGCACUGAUGGGCACAGGCAGGGGGAACUGGUGGGUGGCACUGCUGGGCACCGAUCAUCAGGGCACUGAUCCUCAGUGACCUGAUGAUCGCUGCCGGUUCUCGGCAGUACUUUCCUCACUCUCUGACAGCGUGAGGAAAGUGCAGCCAAGAACCGGCAAUUGCAUUUCCCGGUGAUCAGCGUCAACACGGCUGAUCACGUGGUAAAAGGCCGCUGUGA